UGGGCUAUCGCCUUUUAUUGCCCUUUUUUUUUUUUCCCUUCUCUUUAAGCAAUACAAAUCCAAUCCAUUUGUAGAGCCUCCCAUCCACUACCUCUUCAUACAGGUCAGGGGGAGCCUGCCAGCCUUGCAGUGGGACAAGUGCUCCUCGUCCCUGCACCAGGACCCAUUGGAGACCUGAGCCUGCAGCUCCAGUCCCUCAAGCCUCUGCUCUGCAGCAUCUCCUCACUGUGCCUGCGGGUCCGACUGCCCCCAGGGCUCUCCCUGCUCCAUCCCAGGGCUCUCCACCCCAUGGCCGCAGCUGGGUGCAGUCACCACCCGGUGAAGCUGGUGCUGGACAUGGACACCAAGGCCAAGCCCCCGCAGCCGCACUGGUACGAGCGCCGGGUCCAGCCCUGCGUGGCCGAGCUGCUGGGCACCGUGCUCUUCGUCUGCAUCGGCUGCCUCUCGUCGGUGGAGGACGCUGCGGGCACCGGGAGGCUGCAGCCGGCUCUGGCGCACGGGCUGGCCCUGGGGCUCAGCAUCGCCGUCCUGGGAGACAUCAGCGGCGGCCACCUGAACCCUGCCGUGUCCUUGGCCAUGUGGCUGGUCGGGGGGCUGAACAUCACAAUGCUCAUCCCUUACUGGGUCUCCCAGCUCUGCGGAGCAGCCAUAGGAGCCGGCCUGGCAAAGGCUGUGGCAGCGAGCGAGCGGUACGGGAACGCCAGCGGAGGAGCCUUCACCAUCAUCACAGCUGACGAUCAGGUCCCCUCUGUCCUCGGGGGUGAGAUCAUCCUCACCUCCUUCCUCGUCCUCGUGGUCUGCAUGGGCGCUGCCAAUGGGAAGACCAAGACCCCGCUGGCGCCUUUCUGCAUCGGCUUCUCGGUCACGGUCAGCAUCUUGGCAGGAGGUGCUGUGUCUGGAGCCUGCAUGAACCCUGCCAGAGCCUUCGGGCCAGCUCUGGUGGCCAAUUACUGGGACUAUCACUGGGUUUACUGGGUAGGGCCCAUGGUCGCUGCCCUCCUCGUCAGCGCGCUGGUGAGGACCCUGCUUGGUGACGGGAGCACCCGCCUGCUCCUCAAGUGAUGCUGGCCAUGGGGCUGUGUUUGUGCCGUUGUCACUGACCUGCCAUGGGCUGGUGCAGCUCAGCACAGCCGCUGUGAAGCCCACCCUGUUCCCGGUCCUGGUCCUGCUCCUCACCAUCCCACCUCCGCUCUGCCCCUCCUCACAAGCCCCAGCUCAGGAGAUGCUUCCCUGGAUGCUGCAGGGACAAUGGAAAGCAGCAGCUCUGAACUGGGCAUCCCUG
Molecule: messenger RNA, 1282 nt
Organism: Pezoporus occidentalis (night parrot)
Lineage: Eukaryota; Metazoa; Chordata; Aves; Psittaciformes; Psittacidae
Gene: AQP8
Product: aquaporin 8
Exons: 5
Coding region: 289-1062 (257 amino acids)
Biological process (GO): transmembrane transport; water transport
Cellular component (GO): plasma membrane
Molecular function (GO): water channel activity
Source: RefSeq, a predicted model, not a curated record